GGGCCUGUCAACUUUGUAUGAUAGCGCCGAGUGUGUUUUGGUUUCGCUCUGCGUGUUUUCUCUGGAGUCUGGAGGAUGACACCUGCUUAUUUGAUGUGCACAAAGAGAAAGAGUUAAGAGAGAGGGAGUUGAUGGGUUCUGCUUAUUUGGCCCACCGCAUCCGUCCGUCUGUUUUGGUAGUUGGUUUACCCGAAAGCGAAUGUUGAAAGCUGAAGAAUCUCUUCUUUAAAAUUUGAGAGAUUAAUCUCCCAAUUGUUCCCAGACAGAAAAAGAGAGAGAGGGUAUAUGAGUAAGACACCCAGUAAGACUUCAAUUUUGGGUUUGUUUUGAAGGACUGUGUGUGAUUAAUUUCGGGUUUUCAGGGUCCAAUGGCUGCUAACACUGUUCCAGUGGGUUUGGACAAGGAACUGAUUUUUGGUAUGGCAGAGGAGGAGGUGGAGUACAGGGUUGAGUUGUUUAACAAAGAGAAAACCCCUCAUGAUUUUUAUAAUUUGGACAAUCUUAUACAUCAGUUUAUGGGAAGUAGCGCGAGCGUCGGAGCCAAAAAGGUGAAAGCUGAAUGUCAACAGUUCAGGGAAUAUUAGAAGGCCAUGCAGGGAUUCCUCUUACAACAACUUCACUGGGAAAGCUCAAGCUCACUUCCUACUCAAUGUGAUAGAGGGAGUUUGUGAUGUUGGACAAUGGGAAUCAGACCUAGGAGAACAGUUUCAUAUAUGGACCUCCAAGGGGAAGGACACCACAAUCAGAGACCACGGUUCAGUGCUAUGAACCCGCAACCAUGAAAUACUUGGGAGAUUACCCUGCAUUGACACCUGAUGAGGUCAAGGAGAGGGUAGCACUAGCAAAGAAGGCACAAAAAACAUGAGCAAAGAGUAGCUUCAAGCAAAGACGCCUGUUUCUUCGUAUUAUUCUCAAAUAUAUAAUAGAACACCAAGACCUUAUAGUGAGUUCAAUUAGAAAGAAAACAAUUGAUAAUUUUCUUGAAUGGAGUUAUACUACCUGCAAGACCUUAUAGUGAGUUCCACAAAGCUUUGCAUUCUUGAACCUCCGACCAAUACCCACAUUCCUUCACACUGCAUUUCAACAUCAGCUUUGUCACUCCAGACUUCACAAUUUCAUAUGCAUCUAGUUAUCUCCUGUGCAAUCUUAGGAAUAUCUGAUGACAGUAGAGGUGCAAACCAUUCAGAAGCCCUACUAUAUUAGAUUUGCAGCAAGUGAAGAUGGAUUUGCAGCAUGCCCUACUGUAUCAAGAUCAGCCAGAGCAAGUGAAGAUGGAUUUGCAGCAUGCCAUUACUCGGGCUCCUCAACAAAUCCACCUCGAUCAAUCACUUUCUUUCCGAUCGUUCGGUGCCCGCGCACGUACACCAGCUUGGAGUGGUUUCAUGCUCAAUGCGCCCACCAAAAGAGAUGAUAUGCUGCAAUCGGUACAGUUCUGCACUUCCAGGGACACCAUAAAAGGGAAUGAAGAACAAUUGAAGGAUGUUGAUGGAGACUAUUUAGUGUCCAAAGAAAGCAAGUUUGAAUUGGGUUUCUUCAGCCCCGGAAAUUCUAGCUACAGGUACGUUGGAAUUUGGUAUUCUCAGACUAGAGUAUCCACUAAAACGGUGGUGUGGGUUGCAAACCGGAACAAUCCCAUCAAUGAUACCUCUGGUGUGCUCACAAUAAACAGAUAUGGAGAACUAGUCCUUUAUGCUUAUAACAUGGAGAGCACUCCUAUUUGGUCUACUAAUGUGUCGCGGUCGGUUCAAAAUGCUAACACGAGCACUUUAUCUGCACAGCUUUUAGAUACAGGAAAUUUAGUUGUGUUCCAGGCUGAUAAUAAUGAAAGCUAUGUAUGGCAAAGUUUUGAUUAUCCUACUGAUACUUUAAUUCCAGGUAUGAAAGUUGGGGUGAAUUGGAGAACCGGGCUGGAAUGGGUUUUAUCAUCUUGGAAGUCACAAGAUGACCCUGGAACUGGGGACUAUACCUUAAGGCUCUAUCCAUAUCAGAUCGCAUCCCCCCAAUUUUUUAUGUACAAGGGUUUAAAUAAGUAUUACCGAACUCAUCCAGGGCCAACGCCUGGUUUGGUCACUAGUCAGGAGGAAACUUAUUAUUUCAUGAAUGAAACCAAUGCAAUUACAAGAGUAACAGUGACUAAUUCUGUGUUGGAGAACCUUCAUUGGGAUGAUGAUGGCCUUCAAUGGAAGGUAGACUUAUCUGCACCGAAGUCCCGGUGUGACGGUUAUGGAAAGUGUGGUGCCAACAGCAGAUGUAGCCCUGACAACGUUAGUGUGUUUGAGUGUGCAUGUUUAUCAGGGUAUGUGCCUAAUUCUAUAAGUGAUUGGAAUCAGAGAAAUGGGUCAGGUGGAUGCGUGAGUAAUCGACUUGGUUUGUUGAAGUGUGGAGAUGGAGACGGGUUUGUGAAGGUGGCAAGAGUUAAAUAUCCAGACACAUCGAUAGCAGCACGGUUAAAAUCAGGAAUGAGUGCCAAAGAGUGUGAGCAGGAGUGCCUAAGAAACUGUUCUUGCAAAGCAUAUUUGAGCACUGAAAAUGAAGGGAUUGUUGAUUGCUUGACAUGGUAUGAUGACUUGAUGGACGUUUUAACGUACACAGAGUUUGGACAAGAUCUCUACGUUCGUGUGAAUGCAACCGUGUUAGCUGCAAAUGCCGGAAGAUCACAAGGUUUCUUGGAAAGGAGGGGUAUGCUGGCCAUUCCAAUACUGUCUGCUGUGCUGGCAUUGGUACUAAUCAUUUUGCUUCUCUAUUGGUGGCGUAAGAAGAACAGGAACACAAAAGGCAUAGAUUUUGUGGAGGCAGAGGAGCUUGAGGAAGCUCAGAGACACCCCGAAUUGCAAUUUUUCGAUCUUGACACAAUAAUAGCAGCCACAGACCACUUCUCUCAUGUCAAUGAACUAGGCCAUGGUGGUUUUGGCUCUGUUUUUAAGGGUCAGUUACCAAAUGGACAGCAGAUUGCUGUGAAAAGAUUGUCCAAAACUUCAGGACAAGGGAUGGAGGAAUUCAAAAAUGAAGUUGCACUUAUAGCAAGACUUCAACACAGGAAUCUUGUGAAACUUUUAGGCUGUUGUAUAAAGGGAGAAGAAAGGAUGUUAGUCCUAGAAUACAUGCCUAACAAAAGCUUGGACUCCUUUCUGUUUGAUAACAGAAGACGAUCCUUCUUGGAUUGGAAAAAGCGAUUUGAAAUUAUCAACGGGAUUGCUCGUGGGAUUUUGUAUCUUCACCAAGACUCAAGAUUGAGGAUUAUCCAUAGAGACCUAAAAACUAGCAAUGUUCUACUAGAUGAUGAGAUGAACCCAAAAGUUUCUGAUUUUGGCAUGGCUAGAAUAUUCCAUGGGGACAAACUGCAAGAUAAGACGAACCGAAUUGUCGGAACAUAUGGCUACAUGUCACCAGAGUACGCAGUAUUUGGCAGAUUUUCCACAAAAUCUGAUGUCUUUAGUUUUGGGAUCAUAAUGUUGGAGAUUGUAAGUGGGCGAAAAAACAAUAGUUAUGAUCUGGAGGAUCCUUCCGUGAACUUAAUAGGACGUGUUUGGGAGCUCUGGAGAGAAGGUAGAGCAUUAGAUAUUGUUGAUUCGACACUGAAGUCAUGUCAGCCUAAUGAAGUCAUGAAAUGCAUACAAGUUGCGCUCUUGUGUGUACAAGAAGAUUCAAAGGACCGACCUGCCAUGUCAGCCAUUGUUAUCAUGUUGAGUGGUGAAGCAUCUCCUCCAUUGCCUAAGCAGCCAGCAUUUGUUUACAGAAGAGAUUCUGGCGCUGAUGUUGAUCCAUUACUUCCAAACGGAUCUUAUUCUAUAAACGACUUGACAAUAACUACAAUGGAAGCUCGAUAAUUAUGCAAACUUAAAACUCUGACAAUAUGUACCUGUUUUUAGUUUAACUAAUUUUUCAUCUAUUGAAUGAUAUUGAUUUUAGUGUGCCUUGUCAAACUAUGAUUACUUUAUAUAGUUGUAAUAUGAGAGAAUUUUGAAGAUUCCUAGUUCUCAUUAGAAUAGGAUUCCUUGUACUCCAAGAUUAUGUACUUGUACUCCUUAUAUAUUGGGGCUCCUAUUAUCAAUGAAAGAUACAACUAUUCUCUAA
Molecule: messenger RNA, 4074 nt
Organism: Rosa chinensis
Lineage: Eukaryota; Viridiplantae; Streptophyta; Magnoliopsida; Rosales; Rosaceae
Product: G-type lectin S-receptor-like serine/threonine-protein kinase RKS1
Exons: 15
Coding region: 1221-3827 (868 amino acids)
Biological process (GO): recognition of pollen; protein phosphorylation
Molecular function (GO): protein serine/threonine kinase activity; ATP binding
Source: RefSeq, a predicted model, not a curated record